Schizophyllum commune H4-8 is the source of this 1131-nucleotide messenger RNA. RefSeq lists its product as uncharacterized. Bases 1 to 1131 code for a protein of 376 amino acids. Lineage: Eukaryota; Fungi; Basidiomycota; Agaricomycetes; Agaricales; Schizophyllaceae. The transcript has 8 exons. The record is from RefSeq and is a predicted model, not a curated record.
AUGAGCGGCAGCGGUAAACUGCCCCCAGCAGCCGUCAAGAAGGUGCAGGCGGUGAUCAUGCAGGUUGGACUCGAAUUCAUAUUCUAUGGAAUCCACUUAACGCUGUUCAUUAUAGCCAUGAUCUUCAUCGCACGGCGACCGUCCAAUACCUGGGUUGUACCAACGGUCACGGUCCUUAUAUUCCUUACUGUAUCCUCAUGGACAUUUGCGGACCUUCACCUCAUCGUCCGCGAGCAGCUCGCUCUGCAACUCAACCCCUUCGUUAUCCUUCAGACCAUCAAAAUGUUCAAGGACAUCAAUACGAUGGAGGUCGCCAUGGUCCGCGUCAACUUCAUCCUCUGCGACUUCGUCGUAGUCUGGCGCGCGUGGAUAGUGUGGACGGGGAAUAAAUACGUGCAUGGUCUUCUCGUACUCUGUUUGGUCGCGUCUGUCGCCUGCAGCGUCGCGGACUUCGUCAUUACCUACCACACGAUCCAAAACCUCGAUAUCUACGGCCCUGCCGAGACUCGCGUGCUCCUCGACGUCGUCCCUCUGCUGGUGACAAACAUCGUCGCCAGCGCGCUCGUCGGCAUCAAAGUAUGGGACUAUCGGCGGACUAUCAAGCGCUCGCUCGGGCAGCGCUCAAGGACGACGGUGGAGAAGGUCAUGAUGUUGCUGGUUGAGUCGGGGUUGAUUUAUGCGGCGAUUUGGAUCCUAUACCUCGUGCUCUCACUUACAAAUAUCAAGAACUUCAUGGAUAACACCGGCGGCCUCUUCGUGGUGUGGCGGGCCUCGCUGAGCUUUGUGGGAGUAUAUUCGACGAUCGUCAUCAUCAUAGUCUCCAGGAUGAAGGCGCCGACGUACAUCGUCGGGAGCAACGGCGUCAGCGCCUCGGGCAUGUCCGUCUCCCAGCCCAUCAAGUUGCGGACGUUCAGCUCGUCAGGCGGGACCACCUCUGCGGGGGAGUCCAGCACUGCAGGCGCGUCCAGUACAGCAGGCCCCGGGCGAUCUUACCUCGAAACCGUGUCGUCGGAUACAUUGCGGACGCCUAGGCAGAGUGAAGAUGAUAUGUAUAUGACCGACGGAGGCGAUGUGGUGUGGCAUAGACAUAGACUGACGGGCGAGGAGGUGAAGUAUGAGGAUGAGUUGUAA